Messenger RNA from Zea mays, 1361 nucleotides. RefSeq lists its product as uncharacterized. Gene Ontology annotation, molecular function: hydrolase activity. NCBI's taxonomy places the organism in Eukaryota, Viridiplantae, Streptophyta, Magnoliopsida, Poales, Poaceae. The transcript has a single exon. The record is from RefSeq and is marked provisional. The coding region runs from base 240 to 1313 and encodes 357 amino acids.
CAGAUCAGACAGGGUCUCUCCGUUGCCGUUUGUGGAAGGCCAGGCGACACGUCGCCACGCCCGUCUUGACAAAUACAGACAGGGCACGCACGCGCCGCCAUACCGACAGUUCCGUCUCAAACUCUCUACCUGCUCCGCUGCCCACACGGCACACGAGCUGUCAGCUAUAUACUCCAUCGCACGUCCAACCCCAGGGAAACACCCAUCCAAGAUACCGACGAGCAGGCCAGAGCGAAGGAAUGGACUCCAUGGCCAGCGACGACAGCAACCAAGGAGCAGCAGCCAAGCCGAAGCCGAAGCCACCACCGCUACCGCUGUCCGUGCGCCUCCAGCUGGCCGGGCUGACAGCGGCCAUCGACGCCGUGGAGCGCCGCGACGGGACGGUGAACCGCUGCCUGUACGGCGUGAUCGACCGGCUCCUGAGCGCGCGCGCCAGCCCGCGCCCGGACGCCUCCGGGGUGCGCUCCUACGACGUGACCAUGGACGCGUCCCGCGGCAUCUGGGCGCGCGUCUUCGCGCCGGCCGCGGCGGACCGCCCGCUCCCCGUGGUGGUGUACUUCCACGGCGGCGGCUUCGCGCUCUUCUCCCCGGCCAUCGGGCCCUUCAACGGCGUGUGCCGCCGCCUCUGCGCCGCGCUCGGCGCCGUCGUGGUGUCCGUCAACUACCGCCUGGCCCCGGAGCACCGCUGGCCCGCCGCCUACGACGACGGCGUCGACGCGCUGCGCUUCCUCGACGCCCGCGGCGGCGUCCCGGGCCUGGACGACGGCGUGCCCGUCGACCUCGGCACCUGCUUCCUGGCCGGGGAGAGCGCGGGCGGAAACAUCGUGCACCACGUCGCCAACCGCUGGGCGGCGGCGUGGCAGCCGUCCGCGCGGGCCCUCCGCGUCGCGGGCGUCUUCCCCGUGCAGCCCUACUUCGGCGGCGUGGAGCGCACGCCGUCGGAGCUGGAGCUAGAGGGCGUGGCGCCCGUGGUCAACCUCAGGCGCUCCGACUUCUCGUGGACCGCGUUCCUGCCCGACGGCGCCACCCGCGACCACCCGGCCGCGCACGUCACCGACGACAACGCCGACCUCGCCGACGACUUCCCGCCCGCCAUGGUCAUUAUCGGCGGCUUCGACCCGCUCAUGGACUGGCAGCGACGCUACGCCGACGUGCUGCGCCGGAAGGGGAAGGAGGUGCUGGUGGCCGAGUACCCAGGCAUGUUCCACGGCUUCUACGGCUUCCCGGAGCUCCCCGAGGCUACCAAGGUGCUGCAGGAUAUGAAGGCCUUCGUCGACAGCCACAUACCCACGCCCAAGCUCGCCGACGCGUGAUGCACGAACACCAUCCCAUUCCAUUCUAGUGUCAUGAGUCAUGACUGC